This is a messenger RNA of Nezara viridula (southern green stink bug), 799 nucleotides long. The record is from the annotation of a GenBank genome assembly. Lineage: Eukaryota; Metazoa; Arthropoda; Insecta; Hemiptera; Pentatomidae.
GUACUUUUGAAGAAUUUACGUAUUUUAAAAAAUGUUUUGGGUUUUUUGCAAUAGUUGCUUUAUCAAACCCAGUCAAGGAAAAAAGAAAAGGCAAUUCUUUAUGACCAGCUGCUGUCAUAUACUAUGUGAUAAUUGCACUCAAUUAGAUGCGAAGACUUGUAAAAAAUGUGCAUCUCCUUGUAUGAUCGUUCAAUGUAAUAAUCAGAUGCCGGAAGAAAUUAAAGAGGUAUUUAUUGAUGUAAGUGAUACCAUACCUAAAUUAAUCAAAGUGCUGGAUUUCCAAGAGAAAAAUCGAUCUAAAUUAAUGGCUUAUUACAGGAACAAUGUUGAAAAGUAUAAAACUGCAAAGGUAUAUGUUUCUGAGCUAGAACAGAAGCUUCAUACUGCAAAGCAAAAAUAUGAAGCCUGCAAAGUUGCUCUAAAUAAACAACAGAGCAAUAUUGAAGUGCUGAUCAAAAAAUAUCAGUGGUAUAAAGAAAAAUGUGGAAAUCUUGAAGCCUCAUCUAGAACACCAUCUUCAUUAAACUUAAAUACUUCUAGAAAUAUUGCAAACCAACAUUUUACACCCACAAGUGCAAAACAAUCAGUUUUUUCAAUGAGUGCGCCUCGUACUCCUUCAAAUAAUCACAGGCCCAUUCAUACCAAUCGCUUCUUAACUCCUGAAUCAAUAGUUUCGAGCUAUAGGUCAUCAAAUAGUUCUGGUAGCUUAACUGGCUCAAGCAAAGCAACAUUAGCUGGUUUUACACCUCCUUCUGAUAGCUUUCAACUCCUUUCAUUAUUCAAUAAAAACAAAAUGUAA